AUGGGUAGGGUUGGACAGACAGUCUCAUACUGGGUCAACGACUGUCUGAUUGCCCUUGCGUCUAUACUUUCGGGUGCGGCAUCCAUCGGUCUGGCAUGGUUGUGGUUCAAAUGGCGCACAAACUACGUCUGGGUGCAUCAGCAUAUCAUUGUUCCUACCUUGGUGAACUCGCUGAUUGGACUUUUGUCCACCAUUCUGAACAUCUACACGGUUCACGGAGGCCAGUGGUCGGGAACAUCCAUAGCUACGACGACGGUGACGGGCUGGUGGCUUGUGGUCUCGUGCGUUUUAUGCGUGGUGUAUCAAUAUCUGCUGGACGGCCUGCGUCGCAAGAUGGAAUGA
Molecule: messenger RNA, 342 nt
Organism: Colletotrichum truncatum
Lineage: Eukaryota; Fungi; Ascomycota; Sordariomycetes; Glomerellales; Glomerellaceae
Source: RefSeq, a predicted model, not a curated record